UUGGACAAUCAGUUGGUCGAUCAGUUGGCCGAUCAGUUGGACGAUCAGUUGGUCGAUCAGUUGGUCGAUCAGUUGGCCGAGCAGUUGGUCGAUCAGUUGGUCGAUCAGUUGGACGACCAGUUGGACGAUCAGUUGGUCGAUCAGUUGGACGAUCAGUUGGUCGACCAGUUGGACUAUCAGUUGGUCGAUCAGUUGGUCGAUCAGUUGGUCGAUCAGUUGGUCGAUCAGUUGGUCGAUCAGUUGGUCGAUCAGUUGGACGAUCAGUUGGUCGAUCAGUUGGUCGAUCAGUUGGCCGAGCAGUUGGUCGAUCAGUUGGUCGAUCAGUUGGUCGAUCAGUUGGUCGAUCAGUUGGCCGAUCAGUUGGACGAUCAGUUGGUCGAUCAGUUGGACGAUCAGUUGCCCAACCAGUUGCCCGACUAG
Molecule: messenger RNA, 420 nt
Organism: Danaus chrysippus (African queen)
Lineage: Eukaryota; Metazoa; Arthropoda; Insecta; Lepidoptera; Nymphalidae
Source: the annotation of a GenBank genome assembly